AUACCGUAUUGAGCCGACUCAAUACCAGGUGGUUUGAACUUUGGAGUCAGGGUGGUUUUCAUCGGUUUAAUGGCUUUCACUGCUACAUGUUCUUCUCUCAUUUUGAAGUCGAAUAUUUUUCAAUCGUGACAUUCACCUGGUAGAUCGCCUGCAUCUCCAAUGAGUUUAUUCCACCUAUGCAGUCCACGACUACUACGGUUCUUCUUCAUCUCCAACUGCACACAAAAUUCUCUUCCAUCUCCUAUGUCGACUCGACUGGAUGCUUCUUUUUAUGUCGAUUUUCGUCAAUUCAUAACUCCUCUGCUCUGAUUCCCAUCGUUGGCUUCCAAUCGACCGAUGAGGUAACAGUUGAUCUGAAGCCUUGGCCUCCUCUCUCACACACUCGAUCGGAGGGAAAAUCUUUGAUUUAUGUGUGUUUAGCAAAUGCUCUUACAGCUCUAUAUGUGUUUAUGGGAGAUCAAGGAGCCGAACUCCAUUACCAAGUAUUCAUUAGGGAGAGCAAACAAUUUCUUCUAGUAGAUUAUCCGUUUGGACAUAACAACCUUGUUGGUGGGAUUAUCCGUUUGGAAGGCGAUUGCUCUACAAUUCAAGUUUAUGAAGAAACAACCGAACUGAUGAUGUAUGAUCAUGUUUUUUGGACAUACAAGAUGGAAUGCAAUAAAUCUGUGAAUUUUUUGAUGGAACAAGUGAUGAUGAUGGAAGAUAUAUAUCUAGUAUAUCUAUUAGUGUCUUUGUACUUCCAUUUUAUUUGUAAGCGCGUCUAACACCUACAAAUUAUUGUUUAUGUAUCACAAGCGUAUUUGCACUUUUUUUUUACCGGUAAUAACAAUAUGUCGUCGAUAAUAAUAUUGUACUUUCAUUUGUUUGCAC
This is a messenger RNA of Lactuca virosa, 870 nucleotides long. The record is from the annotation of a GenBank genome assembly. Lineage: Eukaryota; Viridiplantae; Streptophyta; Magnoliopsida; Asterales; Asteraceae.